Molecule: messenger RNA, 3864 nt
Organism: Amoebophrya sp. A25
Lineage: Eukaryota; Dinophyceae; Syndiniales; Amoebophryaceae
Source: the annotation of a GenBank genome assembly
GCUCACUAAAAAAGCAGAAAAAUGACAACAACGACGCGUCCAUAGGUAUGAUUUACAUCUCGCGACUUUUCCAUGAACCGUUUAAUAUGGAUUACAAGAACAUAUCUGACAUCAACAACCAUUUACGGAUUACAAGAACAUAUCUGACAAGAACAGCUUCUACAUUUAUUUACAAAAGAACAAGAAGAAGAAGAAAUUAUCGCAACAAGUAAAACAACUUCCACUUCCACAAUCAUCCGCACAUCUUCAAGCAACUAGGUGGAAGUACACGAUUUAUUCAACAUCAAGAUCAAAAAAAUGAAGACAUCUACUGCGAAGAAAUCCGGCACUCGUAGGUGGAAGAGCGAGGACGACGAGAAGGCGUCUUCCGAUUCUGGGAGUGCCGAGAGGUCUGAUGCUUCGGCAUCGACUACGAAAAGAGCUGAAAGUGAUCGCAACACUUCUAGGAGAAGAAACGAGUCAAAAAUGUCACAAGGAGCAAGAAAAAAACCUUUGACAUCAACAAAAUUAUGUGAAAGUGCCUUGGAUUUAUUGCACCGCAAACAUAUUCUGCAAGUAGAACGCUGGGACGCAGAAGUUGGUGAACAACAUAGCAUAGGCCGAGACGAGAGCAGGAUUUUUUAUGCUCGUAGUAGUUGAACAUAAGAUGAUGAAUGCUCUUACUAGAAGUAACUUGCUUACAGUAACAGUACUCCUUAUUUGCCUGGUUGAGCAUGAUGAGCUAGCACAUGACUCGGAGUCAUACUAUUCACAUGGUCAUACUCACAUGUUGGACAACAUGGUCUGAAUCACACUCAACUGCUGGCCACCUUCACUGCCACUCAAAAUCUAAUAACACGGGAAUGCUGGUGCGAGGGCGUCGACACCUCUACUGCCGAUUCGAAAGAAGCUGAUCAAAGCACUCCUUGAGACCGGACCAGUCCAGGAAGAAGCGAAGAUCUUGAACGCCAUGCGCGAAAUCGACCUGCUCAAGGCCAGAGAUGCAGAAAAAAGGGAAAAGGAGAGACAAGAUGUACGAACAAGGCAGGCCUCCUAUCACUAUCUGACCACACAACUACUGGCUGUAAUGAUCCACUUACUGUCAGACUUACAACUUUCAACAAAGUCAAACACUUUCUCUUAGUACUUGGAGUUGGAACAAACAACGUUAAGUAGGUUCACUACUUAGGUAAUCAUAGCUCCUCGUCAACAGUUUGUCACCACAGCAAAAAAUUUCGUCCUCGCUUCUAGAUUCAAUAGAACUACGAGCACUAGAUUCAAUACGAGCACGGAGCAUCAAGCCUCUAAGUCACAAGAUGGAGCGACAAGUCGAGCUACCACUCUCAGCGGCGCACUUUCAACAUUAUGACCAUUGUUAUCGACAUCGACGAACAAAAGACGGACACGAGCUAAUCUUGCUGGAUAUCUUUGAAAUGCAAGAACGAGCUGGGUGGACCGAAAUUCACUGUCUUCUCUGUGGUAAACACGCAACAACAGAGCACUGUAAUGGCGGUAUACACAAGAAAGCAGUGCGGUGGAAUCAUUAUGGCGAGUAUAGGCAGCUGUCGUAAUCUCUUCAUCUACUUCUGGAUGUGAAAUCGUAUAUAUGAACGCUGCAGGCCUACAUUUUUCUAGAAAAUGAUGAGGAGAGCUUCUAACAAAAAGAAAAGACGCUAAGGGAAGAGGACGAAAGACAAGAGCAGGCGCAGGCAGGAGCCAAGGCUAACGGUUGGCGUGGCACCGGAAAUCAAUGGAGCGAUUGGACCGACCUCGAGUGGAAGGGAAAGGGAUGGGGCAAGCCGUGGUAUGGAAAUGACAAUCGCGGUCGCGACCGACAACGACACCCAAACAGAAGGGGAGCUUCAAGGGGAGCAUCAGCGUGGAGUAACUACAAGUUAUGGAUGCAGCUUAGCGUCAAGCUGUUCCGCAUUUGUUCUUGGAGAUUGGACUGAUCGCCACAUAUUAACAUGAGGCAAGAUCAGAGAUUGGAAGUAGUACGAGUACAACUAUGCUAGAAGAGGAGGAGGUGGAUAGAUUAUAUAUAUCAUGUUGAAGAACAUCGAUAUAGCCGGAGGUUACUUUCCUACGACCACUUAAUCCCUACUACAACUAGUACCAAGAAAGGUAUCUACUAAGAAGUGGUGUAUCAUGUUGAGUAAAUCUUGUACUUCAUCGAGGGGCCCAAAGAACUAUGGCGAACAAGGGACUCAGAGGCAGCGUCCGAAAACUGGGUAUCAUGACGAUAUGCGAGAAAGGGUCCGCGCAUAUCUACGAAGGUGCUCAAGUCCCAGCAACGUGUUCCAAAAAAGGCCGCCGAUCGCCAAAUGCCCUCACGAUGUGAUACCACCUAUAAUUACGGCCCGCGCUAGACUGUAGUAGACUAAGUACUUGAGAUGUUUUGGUUACUAGAGAUAGUUACCUAGUUGUAACUAGAGAUACCUCUUCUAACUCCAUCUCGAAGAAAACGAAUGGCGAUUGCGUUUACAUGGCAGGCAACAUGAUGAAACUGAAUGGACGUCUUCCACACGAAUACGAAGAGGGACGCAAAAUCAGACGCUUAAGGAUGCAUGUUCUUGUAGAAGAUGAUGCACAAUUCACAAACAAGUUCAAGGUGUUCUUCAAUCUUGUUAUCAGCAGCGAAUUCGGAGCACCGAGGUGAAUGGCCAAAAGCGACGAUGGCAGGCGGCCGCAACUACUACUAUUCAUACAUCUGGGGAACAACUUUUAACUACUGGUCUUCAAUCUUGUUAUUUUAAGCAAAUAGAGAAGUUGGAGGUUCGUCAAUCUUUUUCAUCAAUCUUGAGGGACUUGCGCGAUGAUGAAGCUCAACGCGUCCCUCUACUUUGCUAGUUGAAAUGUAUGCACUUUUACUAUUUAUAGUUUCCAGCUUCUAAAGAUGGAAUGGGAGCUAUCACAGCAGCCGCGCUUCAUGACACCGAGUGAGGGACGCGAGGCCUACCGCAAGGAGCGGGCUGCUGAGCUCGGGAUUGACCUUGAUGACAUAUUGCUGACUGGACGAGGUGAAGGUGACAAGAAUAUUACUGGUGACAAUAGUGACAAUUAUAGCGAAGAUAAUGACUCGUCUCCACCAGUUUCACUUGUGCGAAAAAAGUUACAGCCUGUGCCUAAAGACGGAGAAGUCUUCAAGAGCAGCUUGUUCCUUCGUCCAAAUCCAAGAACGGUUCCGGCUGGUGGUGUUGCAGAAGAAGAUAUAGGACAAGAACAAGUGCCAGAUACUUCUAGUGAAGGUAGUAGAGAAGCCGAUAUAGACAUCCUCGACGAUCAUGAGGCAGAAACGGAAAACGCGAAAGCGUUGAAAGCGGACAAGGUUCAAGGUGCAGCUCGAAGUGUAGCGUGUGUCCUUCGCAAGAGUUUUCGAGGCAGCGUGGAGGCCGUAGAGGAGGCCCCGCGCCAUGGAGAUGAACUACAAUCGCCGGUAAUGGUUGCAGGUCGCGUCUUGCCGAAUGGUGAAGAAGAUCUGCAAGUGGAAGACGAGAGUGCUUUCAUGGUUGAAGAAGAUACCUCUAGACCACUCGAGCAGCAGCAAGAAAACCCCAAAGUAGAGCGCCUCACCCGAUGACGUUGAAGAAGAAAUCGCGGAGAGCAUGGAAAAAUCGCGCUGUCCAGUGAUUGGACUGGAGAUGGAAUGCUGAUAAGAUAGCAAGCGAAGAUAUGAAACACUCUCCCGCCUAGUUGUGUUUUCACUUUGUUGCGUAAAGCCUAUUAUUGAAAUCAGGCGCAACACCAUCCGUCGGUGGCAAUUCAUACAGAGAAGAGUGAAACAGCCAACAUAAAAAUGAUGAAAAGAUUUUUUUACAACAUCGAACGAUUUUUUGAAAUCUUAUAUCAAAAGUUCACGCACACGCACUUCCAGCGAUACACUAC